Exophiala spinifera is the source of this 1929-nucleotide messenger RNA. RefSeq lists its product as uncharacterized. The record is from RefSeq and is a predicted model, not a curated record. Gene Ontology annotation, molecular function: myo-inositol:proton symporter activity. NCBI's taxonomy places the organism in Eukaryota, Fungi, Ascomycota, Eurotiomycetes, Chaetothyriales, Herpotrichiellaceae. Gene Ontology annotation, cellular component: membrane. Bases 1 to 1929 code for a protein of 642 amino acids. Gene Ontology annotation, biological process: transmembrane transport. The transcript is spliced from 4 exons.
AUGGCCGAACACAAAGAUGAGGGCACUCACGAGCAUGAGAUUAGAAGAUCUAGUGUUCUCUAUACCGAUCAGUCCAGGCGCAAGCAAAGCGUUGCUGAGUUGACCAACAAUCUGACCGGAGAAGUCCGAAACCCUCUGGUGGGCAUCCCUCGCGAACAACUGCUACAAGAUGUCGAAAACUACGCCACUGAGAACGAGUUGAGCGACCUUCUUCCCUUGCUUCGCAAAGGCGCCAUCUUGGCCCAGAGCCCUCACCAAUUCGAAAGUAUCCCUGAGAUCGAGGAGUCGGAGCGUCAGUUCUUGCGUGAGGAAGUCACCCACCGCUGGAGACAUCCCAAGAUCCUCUACUACACCAUCGUCCUCAAUUCGGUCGCUGCUGCCAUUCAAGGAUGGGAUCAGACUGGGUCAAACGCCGCCAACCUCAGAUUCCCCGAGGACAUGGGCAUUCCUGAUUCCGGCCCCGUUUGUGAGGCCAAGGGGACGUGUGAAGAUAACUCCUGGUUGAUUGGUUUCAUCAACUCUUGUCCCUACAUUGCCAUUGCCUUUUUCGCCGGUUGGAUCUCCGAUCCUAUCAACGACCUGAUCGGCCGUCGUGGCACCAUCUUUUUGGGCGCCGUCUUCUCCUUGCUGGCUCCUAUCGGCUCUGCUUUCAUCCAGCAUUGGGGCCAACUCGUCGCCUGCCGUAUCCUUCUCGGUAUCGGCAUGGGCCUCAAAGAAGUCACUGUACCUGUCUUCUCUGCGGAAAAUGCACCCACCAACAUCCGUGGCGGUUUGGUUAUGAGCUGGCAAGUCUGGACAGCCUUUGGUAUCUUCCUCGGCACGUGCGCGAACCUGGCCAUAAAGGAUACUGGAGUCGCCUGGCGACUCCAGCUCGGCUCGGCUUUCAUCCCUGCCGUGCCUUUGGUCAUUGGCAUUUUCUUCUGUCCUGAGUCUCCUCGUUGGCUCAUGAAGAAGGGAAGGCAUGCGCAAGCCUAUCGAUCUCUUCUGCGUCUCCGAAGGAGCCCUCUGCAAGCUGCACGUGAUCUCUAUUACAUUCACGCGCAGUUGGUGCAGGAAGACAUCCUGAUUGAGGAAUCAGCGGCCUCAACUCACGGCAAUUUUUUCACCCGCUUCGUCGAGCUUUUUACCAUUCCCCGUAUCCGUCGUGCAACUCAAGCCUCUGGUAUUGUCAUGAUUGCGCAACAGAUGUGCGGGAUAAACAUCAUCGCCUUCUAUAGUGGCACGGUUUUCGCGAAUGCAGGGGCAUCUUAUACCGGCAGCCUCUUGGCCUCGUGGGGUUUCGGUCUGAUCAACUUCCUCUUCGCCUGGCCCGCAGUGUGGACGAUCGACACGUUUGGGAGAAGGGCGUUGCUUCUCUUCACGUUCCCGAACAUGUGCUGGACGCUUCUGGCGGCCGGGUUUUGCUUCUGGAUCCCCGAGAGCAGCGACGCUCAUCUGGGGCUAAUUGCGCUGUUCAUCUACCUCUUCGACAUCUUCUACUCGCCAGGAGAAGGCCCUGUGCCGUUUACGUACUCUGCAGAAGUCUUCCCGCUGUCGCAUCGUGAGGUGGGCAUGUCGUGGGCCGUGGCGACCAACAAUUUCUGGGCCUCGGUCCUAUCCCUGACCUUCCCUCGCAUGCUCAAGGCCAUGACGCCACAAGGAGCGUUUGGCUUCUACGCGGGGCUCAACGCCAUAGCCUUCCUCAUGAUCUUCCUGUGGCUUCCCGAGACGAAACAAAGGUCUCUCGAAGAACUGGACUACGUCUUCGCCGUGCCCACUCGAACACACCAACACUACCAGGUCUCCCAGGUCGCGCCGUACUGGUUCAAGAAGAACGUUCUGCGUCGCAAGGGUCUCGUCGAACCGAAACUCUACCACUUCGACACCGACGAGUAUGUCCCUGCGUCCCCGGAGCAUCGGGAAGAAGAAACAGGCGAAAAGGCCGCAUGA